This is a messenger RNA of Micropterus dolomieu (smallmouth bass), 1268 nucleotides long. Its product is annotated as neoverrucotoxin subunit beta-like. The record is from RefSeq and is a predicted model, not a curated record. The coding region runs from base 132 to 734 and encodes 200 amino acids. NCBI's taxonomy places the organism in Eukaryota, Metazoa, Chordata, Actinopteri, Centrarchiformes, Centrarchidae. The transcript has 2 exons. Gene Ontology annotation, molecular function: protein binding.
UGUUCUCAGUAUAUGAGGAGAGUGAACAGAUGAAUAGGUUUGGAGGAGAGCAAGGAGGAGGAGGCCAGAUGCACGUAUUGUGUACAUGUGUAUAAGAGGAAUGUAAUAUUCAUGUUUCAUGGUUAAAGAGGAUGUUCUGGACUGAUCCCCCUCUUCCUUUCAGGAUGGAGCCUGGUGGAGUCCGAUGGUUGACACCAGGUCUGAGGAAGUAUUCCUGUGAACUCACAUUUGACACAGACACAGUAAACCGAAAGAUCCAACUGUCUGACAACAACAGGACGGUGACACGUGUGGACGAGGUUCAGCCAUUUCCUGAUCAUCCAGACAGAUUUGACUACUGGCCUCAGCUGCUGUGUAGAGAUGGCCUCACUGGUCGCUGUUCCUGGGAGGUUGAGUGGAGUGGAGGAGUUGAUAUAUCAGUGAGUUACGGAGGAAUCAGGAGGAGAGGAAACACUAAAGACUGCAGGUUUGGAUGGAACAGUCAGUCCUGGACACUUUUCUGCUCUGAUGAUGGUUACUCUGUCUGUCACAAUAAGAUAGGAAGAUCCAUCUCCUCCUCUGUUUCUAACAGAGUAGCAGUGUAUGUGGACUUUCCUGCUGGCACUCUGUCCUUUUAUAGCGUCUCCUCUGACACACUGAUCCACCUCCACACCUUCAACACCACAUUCGCUGAACCUCUUUAUCCUGGCUUUGGGUUCUGUUAUGGUGCCUCAGUGUCCUUGUGUUCUCUGUAGGAGGGAGAGUCUCCUCCUGUUAGAAAAAUAUUCUCAUUGCUGAACAGAUCACAGUUGAAUCUUUACAGGAUCACAGUUACAGAAAUCUUUCAAGUUAUUGUAAUAAAUUAAGUUCAAGUUCAAGUUCAUUUUAUUUAUAUAGCACAUUUUAUAGCAGCCAAUGACUGACCAAAGUGCUUUACAGAACAACAAAAUUAAAAGACACUAACACCAUGCAUAGCAGCACAUCAUAGAACAGUACAGCAAAGAUAAGAACAGCUUAGAACGGGAGAAGCACAAGCAAUCAUAGAGUUAUCAAAAAUAAACAACAGAAAGGACAUAUAAACAUACACACACACACAUAUACAUAUAGAUAUAUGUAUAUACAAAGAUACACAUACAUAAACAACCUUAAUUAUAGGCCAAAGAAAACAAGUGCGUUUUUAAAAGUGACUUAAAAGAGAUCACAGAAGGGGCUAUCCUAACGUCUAAGGGCAAAUUGUUCCACAGCCGAGGCCCAACCACAGAAAAAGCUCGAUCCCCUCUGCGUUUAAG